AUGUACAUCCGCCAUCAGGCAGCUUGCAACCGAUAUGAUGAGUACUUGGAGAUGGCUCAAAGAACAUCACGCGAAUGUCUCCAGGUUUUUUGUGACGCCAUGGUAGAGACAUAUGAGCAAGAAUAUCUGCGUAGACCAACAACGCAUGAUAUUUUGCGAUUAUACGAAGCACAUGAGGAGAGACAUCACAUUCCCGCGUACAAGUAUCCAACCGAUCCGAAAGAGAAAAAGUUUAAGCGGUUACAGGAGUCAGCUCGAAAGGAUGUUGAACGUGCCUUCGGUGUUCUGAAGCAGAAAUGGGGUAUCCUUUGUCGACCGUUUCGACAAAGGUCGGUGAAAGCAAUAAGGAACCUCGUCUAUACGUGUGUCAUAAUGCACAACAUGAUUAUUCAGGACGACGGUCGCGCUAUCAGUCCGGUUCAUAUUGAAGAUCCUCGGGUCCAACCUAACAGUCAACAUGAUCGUUUACAAGAGAUACGGGACGAGGAGACACAUUUUCGGCUCCGAAAUGAUCUUACGGAGCAUAUUGCGACUCAAGAGUUACCAUAUCUCGACGUCACUAAAGACUAG
Messenger RNA from Erigeron canadensis, 570 nucleotides. RefSeq lists its product as uncharacterized. Lineage: Eukaryota; Viridiplantae; Streptophyta; Magnoliopsida; Asterales; Asteraceae. The record is from RefSeq and is a predicted model, not a curated record. The transcript is spliced from 2 exons. Bases 1 to 570 code for a protein of 189 amino acids.